AUGAUUAAUCUUUCUUCAGCGAGAGCUGUCUCACACAAUAUAAUCCCAAAGGGACAAUUGCUCUCAACCACUGCAACAUGGGCACUGAAUAUAUUUUUGGUGAUAAUCAUCUUUGUACCAAGUGUAGUCAUUGUCACCAAUUGCUCCCAACUUACCUAUGAAUAUAGUUGUACAAGACAAAUAGUGAUGCCUGUCAUCCAACAUCUACGGGAUUUGGCGCCUACUUGCACCUCAGGAACGUGUAGCGUCGUGACUUAUGUGACAUCCCAAGUCUUUGUACUCACAAGCGCCUUGCAUCAUAUUGAUCGUGUGGUCCAUCACACUACGAUUUAUGUCCCAUUUGUAUAUCUAUUAUUUCAAAGCUUCAAGACUCAAAGAGGAUUGGAUUAUUCAACAAAGCGACAAACAGAUGGUGUCUUUUCAAACACUGUGAUAGAAUUGGCAAUUGUAUUCUUACGUGUUGUUUUAGGUGUCUGUUCAGCUCGUUUACUUCGCAAUGGUGAAUUCAUCAUGAACGCAAACUUUUGGCUUAUCCUCCGCAUUGGUAUAAGUAGUGUCAUUUCAACCUUGGGAAACAUCACCUUGUUCUUCAUCUUAGACAAUCUCAGGAGGUCUGAUACCACUGAACCUGCGACUCAAAUCUCACUCCCAAGUAUUCUCUUCCUCGAUCAGAUCUUAUAUUUUUCACAGCUCUGA
Melampsora larici-populina 98AG31 is the source of this 696-nucleotide messenger RNA. RefSeq lists its product as uncharacterized. The coding region runs from base 1 to 696 and encodes 231 amino acids. The transcript is spliced from 9 exons. The record is from RefSeq and is a predicted model, not a curated record. Lineage: Eukaryota; Fungi; Basidiomycota; Pucciniomycetes; Pucciniales; Melampsoraceae.